AUGAGGAACAUCGAUGAAAUUGAGGCGACACUGGAUGCGUGCUUACAAGUACAUCGGUGGGACCGGGCGUUCGCGCUGCUGUCACAACUCAGCCUUUUCUGCCAUCACAAUCCCGCCCGGUUACGGAACUCCUUCAACCGCAUACUUACAGCGUUGGUGGAUGAUCUGAUCUGGAACCGCAAUGCCGAACACGAGAAACGUAUCAACGAGUGGAUCGAAGUGCACAUGCGAAAGGCAGACCUCGAGCCGGACGCACGUACGUUUGCCCUGAAAUUAAAGGCAGCACUCGAAACGCUGCUAGGAUCAAAGCGAGACCGCACCGUUCGCCGCUACUGGGACAUGACGAAGAGGUACGCCCUGGAAGGUAAGGUUCUGGGGAUGCGAGAUGUGCUGGACGAUCGGGAUCUCGGCCGGCUGUCAGAAAUAUGCACCCUCGAUGUUGCCACUCCACGAGUAGAGUCUACCACUAUCACUUUCAGACCAGAUGCAGCAGCAUUGCCAGAGCCUUCGGACAAAGUGGAGGCUCACAUCCGAGAAACAGAGCAGAAAGGUCUGGGUCUGUCUUCUCUCCGACAGUCCCUAUCUCUCUUCUCCGAACAGACUCCGAACGUGACUGAUUCGACGACGACGGAAGACCCUCUCGCGCAAAGACAGCGCAGGUUGGAAAGAGACGCUAUCCAAUCUGCCCUUCAGAGAUGGCAGACCGAAUUCCAAAAGAGAGCAAGGAUGGGUGUCAUGCCGACUGAUCUUGCAUACGGACAAAUCGGGGCUUUGCUCUGGCAAUGGCAUGAGAUGUUGGCCGAGAAGAUUAGGCACGAAAUCAAGCUGGCCAGGGAAGAAGAUUUGGUACCUGGAACAAAGACUCCACAACAGAAGCUCCGUGCUGAAUGUACUCCCUUCCUCGAGCUUCUCGAGCCUGAACACGUGGCGGCCAUAACAUCAAUUGCUCUGAUGCAGAUAAUGAGCAAAUUCGGCGCAACAAAGUCGAUCAAGCUUGUGAAGCUCGUCACUGCGCUCGGACAACUCCUCGAACACGAGUAUAAUGCGACAACGACCAAUCAGAGGAAAAGCGCUUUCUAUAAAGCUGCCAAAAAAGCAGAAAAGGGCCAAGGAGAUCUCGGUUCGUUCCUCGAAUCGGCCGAAACCAUGGAGACGCACCUUUACAGACGCUCGUCCCAUCACGCCGCUAAGCCUUUCAUGUACACUCCUGGGUGGACAAAAGCGAUACACGGUAAAAUUGGCGCUGUCCUUUGCGAACUCAUGUUUGAUACGGCAAAGAUCACAGUACGCAGGGAGAAUCCUGCGACUGGGGCGAUACUUUCAUUGCCUCAGCCGGUCUUUCUGCACUCGACCGCCUACUCAAAUGGCAAAAGGGUUGGAGUGGUGUCCUUGCACGAAGAUUUUGUCAAGAUAUUGGUCACUCAGCCUGCUGAGCAUCUGAUUGCCAAGCAACUCCCUAUGGUGUGCCCGCCGAAGCCUUGGAAGAGCUUCCGUGAUGGAGGUUAUUUGGAGUCCAAGCAGCCAUUUCUGCGUAUCAAACACAACGAAACGGCGCAGAAGGACUAUGCUAUUGCCGCGGCCAGCCGUGGUGAUUUGGACCAGCUUUUCGCCGGUGUAGAUGUCCUUGGCCAGACGGGGUGGCGCAUUAACAAGAAUGUCUUUACGGUCAUGCUCGAAGCAUGGAACAGCGGGGAAGAAGUCGCCAAUCUUCCUCCUCUCAACAAAGUCUUCCCUGAUAUCGAUCGACCGGGCGAAAAUGCUUCCCCAAGAGAUCGCUGGGAAUGGUUCUCAAAGAUGAGGGCAGUCGAUAACGAGAAGAGUGGCCUUCAUUCGAAUCGGUGUUUCCAGAACUUCCAGAUGGAGAUUGCUAAAGCUUACUUGGACGAGACGUUCUACUUGCCGCAUAACAUCGACUUCCGUGGACGGGCAUAUCCUAUCCCGCCUUAUCUUAAUCAGAUGGGCGCGGACAAUUGCCGUGGACUCCUCCUGUUCGAUCAUGGUCGCGAGCUCGGCGCCGAGGGUUUGCGGUGGUUGAAAAUUCACUUGUCUAAUGUCUAUGGGUAUGACAAGGCCAGCUUGUCUGACCGCGCACAAUUUCCCAUGGAUCACCUCAGCGACAUAUACGACUCUGUGAGGAACCCGCUCAGUGGACGGCGAUGGUGGCUCGGGGCAGAGGACCCCUGGCAGUGCCUGGCCACCUGUUUCGAACUCACCAAUGCACUCGACAGCCCGGACCCAACUAGUUUUGUUUCCCGACUACCAAUUCACCAAGACGGCUCCUGCAACGGAUUGCAACACUAUGCUGCCCUUGGUGGUGAUAUCGCUGGGGCGCGACAGGUUAAUCUAGAGCCGGGUGAUAAGCCUGCCGAUGUCUACACCGGAGUGUGCGAGUUGGUCAAGGCCGAGAUCAAAGAAGAUGCCGCCAAUGGCGAUGAGUUGGCGAAAGCGCUUGAUGGGAGAGUCACCAGGAAGGUCGUCAAACAGACCGUCAUGACAAACGUCUAUGGUGUCACGUUUCUCGGGGCCAUUCGACAAGUGCGCAAGCAAGUCGAGUCCUUGCUUCCGGAGAUCGAAGCAGCCGGACAGUCGGGUAAGGCGGCUACAUACAUCGCAAGGAAGAUCUUCAAGGGUCUUGGAGCGUUGUUUAGUGGCGCGCAUGAGAUCCAGUACUGGCUCGGCGACUGCGCGAAUCGUAUCAGCUCAUCCAUCUCCCCUGCGCAACAAGACAAGAUCUAUGAAGAUGUGUUCUUGUCCGACCACAAAGCUAAAGCUUUUGCCGGCGCAAGGAGAACCAAAACCAAGGGCAAGGAAGUCUUGGAGUCUUCGACAUUCCGGUCACCCGUCAUUUGGACCACGCCUCUCAAACUCCCUGUCGUGCAGCCAUAUCGCAUCAACAAAGGCCAAAGGAUCCGGACUAAUCUACAGAGCAUCAUGCUCGCCCAGCCGAGCGCGGCAGAUUCUGUCAACAAGCGAAAGCAAUUGCAGGCGUUUCCCCCGAAUUUCAUCCACUCCCUGGAUGCCACACAUAUGAUUCUGUCGGCACUCAAGGCUAACGAAGUCGGUCUAAGCUUUUCAGCCGUGCACGACAGUUUCUGGACUCACGCAGCCGACGUCGAUACGCUCAACGUACUGCUGCGAGACGCCUUCAUCCGCAUGCACAGUGACGACAUUGUUGGAAGGCUCGCAGCAGAAUUCAACAAACGCUACGACGGACACUACUACCUUGCUCAAAUCAACAAAAACAAUGUGCUCGGCCGGGCUAUCGCCAAGUACCGCAGAGAGCUAGUGGAAGCGGGCGUGUUCCCAAAGGGCAGUGGCGCAAAAGCGGUUCAACAGCAGCGGCACGUCGAGCUCGCACGGGAAGUGCGUAAAAAGAAGCUCAUGGCAAGCGAGGAUCCCGCCGAGCGCAAAGAAGGUGAAGAAAUGGUUACCGCCGCAGCCCUUUAUGAGGAGCACAACGGAGACCGGUAUCUUUCCACUCGAGACUCACUGGGGGAGACGGCAAUUGGCAUGGUCCCCGAGUCUGCCGAGAUUGCGGACGAAGUGGUCCUGGACAAGGCGCUAAACGAUAGCGAGGUGGCUAGCGACGUCGAUCUUGCUGGCACGCUGGAUCCGCUGAGAGACUCGGUGGCCAACGAGAAUGACGAGGACAUCGUCGAAGCGGGAGAUCAUCCCAGUGCAUCAGAUCCCACCAACGACAGUCACGAUGUUAACGUCUUUGGACAGAAAGUCCGCAAGCCGAAGAAGCAGAACAAACAGGGUCAGAGCCAGCAGACGUGGGUGUGGUUGCCGAUCAAGUUCCGACCUGUGCCACAGAAGGGGGACUUUGACGUUAAGAGAUUGAAGGAUAGCGUUUACUUCUUCUCAUGA
Molecule: messenger RNA, 3870 nt
Organism: Cladophialophora yegresii CBS 114405
Lineage: Eukaryota; Fungi; Ascomycota; Eurotiomycetes; Chaetothyriales; Herpotrichiellaceae
Exons: 1
Coding region: 1-3870 (1289 amino acids)
Biological process (GO): mitochondrial transcription
Cellular component (GO): mitochondrial DNA-directed RNA polymerase complex
Molecular function (GO): mitochondrial promoter sequence-specific DNA binding; DNA-directed RNA polymerase activity
Source: RefSeq, a predicted model, not a curated record